UCGAAAACGACUCUCAAAUCUCAUGAUCAGAGCAACGGGAAUAAUAACCGCCCAUAUUGACCGGUACAGCGGGGCAUCCCCAUAGUGCUGCCCUGAAAAGAGUGAUGACUCAAAGGUUUCCUGGACACAAUGCGCAUGGCAACGGCCCCUGCGUGGGCACCGGGUAUAAAUAGGCCGAAGUGGCCAUCAGGCAGGCAUCACAUCUGGAUCAACAAACCGCCAUCAUGACCAUGGGCAAGAUCAUCUUCUACGAGGACAGGAACUUCCAGGGCCGGUCGUACGAGACCAGCGGCGACUGCCCCGACAUGACCUCCUACCUGAGCAGGUGCCACUCCUGCAGGGUGGAGAGCGGCUUCUUCAUGGUCUACGACCGCUCCGACUUCAUGGGCAACCAGUACUUCGUCAAGAGGGGCGAGUACUCCGACUACCAGCGCAUGGGCAUGAGCGACUGCAUUAAGUCCUGCCGCAACAUCCCCAUGCACAGGGGCCAGUUCAGGAUGAGGAUCUACGAGAAGGAGAACUUCGGCGGGCAGAUGCACGAGAUGAUGGACGACUGUGACAACAUGAUGGAGCGCUACCGCAUGUCCGAGUGCCAGUCCUGCAACGUGAUGGACGGGCACUGGCUGAUGUACGAGCAGCCUAACUACAGGGGCAGGAUGAUGUACAUGAGGCCCGGCGAGUACCGCAACAUGAGGGACAUGGGCAUGAGCGGCUCCACUCGCUUCAACUCCUUCAGGCGCAUCACCGACUCCUGUUAGCCUGCUAGCCUGUUAGCCUGUGCGGCCGUUAGCUAGACACAAUAAAACUAUUGGC
Messenger RNA from Gadus chalcogrammus (walleye pollock), 813 nucleotides. Its product is annotated as gamma-crystallin M3-like. Gene Ontology annotation, molecular function: structural constituent of eye lens. Gene Ontology annotation, biological process: visual perception; lens development in camera-type eye. The transcript is spliced from 3 exons. NCBI's taxonomy places the organism in Eukaryota, Metazoa, Chordata, Actinopteri, Gadiformes, Gadidae. The record is from RefSeq and is a predicted model, not a curated record. Bases 225 to 758 code for a protein of 177 amino acids.